AAAAAAUAUUUAGCGAGUGCGCGUACAAUUUCCCAAUUCCAAUCAGAUUGUGACAAAGUGUCCAUAACAAUAUAUCGCCAAUCCCUAUAUAUAUAGAAGUAUAUUUAUGUGUGUGUAUAUAGAUAUGUGUUGAGUUUAAUUUGAAGAUGAAACUUGAAGUAAAUUGUUAUCGCAAAGCCGACGGAAAAACACAAUCGCGCGAAUAAUUGAAACAAUCAAAACUGACCGAGGGCAGGCCUUACCGUUACGUCUCCAAUAACUUAGCACCGUGCGACAAGGCGAGGGACCAUGGGUCGAAUUCCACGCGCAUGACAUAUCAUCAAUAUUAUUUGGCCAACUGGCGCCAAAAUACAGAACACACACUCCUAAUUUCCACCCAUUCCAACACAAAGCCUCCAAAUAAUGUUUGAUAUGUGCUAAGCGACAACGAGGAAGAAGCAGAAGCAGAAGAAGAAGAAGAGAACUGAAAUUGAUUAAAGUAAACAAACGACAAAUUCUGCAUUCUUGAUAAAACAUCACUUGCCCCAAAGGUUUUUGUGUGCAAUGCGUAGUGACUUCAAGGAUAAUCACCAGGAGACCAUCAAUAAAAUGAUACAAUUUGGUACCGUUAAAUAUGGCAUUGUCAAACAGCUGAAGGAUCGCGCCAGAAGCGCCGAGAAAGACAUAGCAAGUGAUCAGGAGGACAAUGGCGCCUGCUCGCCGCUGACAACUGCGACGGCUAGCGCCAGUCCGUUAGGCAACAGUCCGUGUCCCAGCCGCAGUCCGCAGCACCAGAGCGAGGACGAGCUGGAUAGGGAGGCGGCAGGGAAGGAGGAGCUCGCCCCGGAGAAGCAGCUAGAAAAUAAUGCGUAUGAGACAAUCGCAGAUCUUAAUCAUAACAACAACAACAACAACAACGACGACGACGCCAAAGUGGUCAUGACAAAGCCGCCCGCCGAGCACGAGAUCGAGCAGAACGCGAACUCAAACGCUUCGAUGCCGAACUCACCCACAGCCGCGAGCUCCUCGAUGCAGGAGCAGGAGGCGACUGGGCAGGCUGCGUGCCCCGCAAAGGACCCGGAACUGGUUGUCGAAAUGCAGGAGCAGAGCACGGCGGACAGCAAGAUCUCGAGUACGCCUCCAGCGAGCAACGCCGCGGAUGCUGCGGCAGCAGCAGCAGCGCAGCAGUUUGGCGCCACACCUGUCACUCUGGAGGCCAUACAAAAUAUGCAGAUGGCCAUUGCACAGUUUGCGGCCAAGACAAUUGCGAACGGCGCCUCCGGCACCGACAACGAGGCGGCCAUGAAGCAGCUGGCGUUCUUGCAGCAGACGCUCUUCAACCUGCAGCAGCAGCAGCUCUUUCAGAUUCAGCUAAUUCAGCAAUUGCAGUCGCAGCUGGCUCUCAACCAGGCUAAGCAGAACGAAGACGAGGCCGACGAGGAGCUCGAGCCGGAAGAGCGCGAGGAUGGCGAAACGGAUACCUACGAGGAGGAGGAGCGCAUCGCAGACAUGGAACUGCGCCAGAAAGCCGAGGCACGCAUGGCCGAGUCCAAGGCGCGCCAGCAUCUUAUCAAUGCGGGAGUGCCCCUGCGCGAGCGAUCCCGGUCCACCUCCCCGGCUGCCUCGUCGCUGUCAGCGUCGUCGUCUCUGAAGCGCAGACGCACCGAAGAUGGCAACGCCAAGCCGCCCAGCGCGAGCGUUAAGCUGUUCGGCGAGCAGGAGAGUCCACAGGAUGCGCUCUCCAAGCUCAAGGAGAUGGAGAACAUGCCGCUGCCGUUCGGCUCAGAUUUGGCCUCUAGCAUCAUUACCAACCACGACGACUUACCAGAGCCCAACUCCCUGGACUUGCUGCAGAAACGCACCCAGGAGGUGCUCGACUCUGCCUCCCAGGGCAUCUUGGCCAACAACAUGGCCGACGACUUUGCCUUUGGGGACAAGUCCGGCGAGGGCAAGGGUCGCAAUGAGCCGUUCUUCAAGCACCGCUGCCGCUACUGCGGCAAGGUCUUUGGCUCCGAUUCUGCUCUGCAAAUCCACAUACGCUCCCACACGGGCGAGCGUCCCUUCAAGUGCAACGUGUGCGGCAGCCGCUUUACCACCAAGGGCAACCUCAAGGUCCACUUUCAGCGGCAUGCCCAAAAGUUUCCGCAUGUGCCCAUGAACGCAACGCCCAUACCGGAGCACAUGGACAAAUUUCAUCCGCCGCUGCUGGAUCAAAUGUCGCCCGACAGCUCGCCGACGCAGUCGCCGGCGCCGGCGCCUGGCCUGCCGCCGACAUCAACAUCCGCCUUGACCCAGAUGCAGUCCUCGAUGUCAUUCGCCUCGAGCGCAGCCUUUCCUGGCCUGCAGGGCAUGUACCGCCCGCCCAUGGAGCUGCUGAAGUCACUUGGCGCAGCUGCUGGCAGCGCUGCUGGACUACCGCAUCCCUUCUUCCCGCAGAUGCCGGGGCUGGGCGCUGCCCUGAAGCACACACAGCAGCAGCAGCAGCAGCAGAAUCAGGAGAUGCCCACAGACCUGCGCAAGUCGUCAGGUCCCAGUUCGCCACGCGAGCAAGAAGAAGACCAUGUGCAAGUGGCCAAUUUGCCAGUGAAAACAGAAUUGAUGGAAGAGGAAAAGCCAGAGAACGCAGCUGAGCAGCAGGCCGCAGCUGAUUGCGCCGAAUCAGAGCCAGAGCCCGAGCCCGAGCCAGAGCCACUGCCGCUUGAGGUGCGGAUAAAGGAGGAGCGUGUGGACGAUGAGCAGGAGCAGGAACAGGAGCAAGGGCGGCUGCAGCAAGCGGAGGCACUUAGCCGACGCACGCCCACGCCAUCAGCCGACGCUGUGACGCACACCCCACCACCCAUGCAUCGGCACCAUCACCACAUGCACUCCCAUUCCAGCGCGAUGCCCGCCUAUCCGCCCGUAGUGCAGCCCAUCCAACCAGCUGCCAUCCUGCACGCCCACUGCUCUCCCAGCUCGCAGGCGCACCUCGAUCAGCUGCCGACGCCCGGGCAGCUGCCCCCGUCAAUGGCGCAGCGGGAGGACUUCUUUGCCGAGCGUUUCCCGCUGAAUUUCACCACCAAGACGCUGUCGCCGGAGCACCACUCGCCCAUCCGCUCGCCCGCCGGCCACGCACACGCACAUAUUCCACGUUCGCCCUUCUUCAAUCCAAUCAAGCACGAGAUGGCUGCCCUGCUGCCGCGUCCGCACAGCAACGACAACUCGUGGGAGAAUUUCAUCGAGGUCUCGAAUACGUCGGAGACCAUGAAGCUCAAGGAGCUGAUGAAAAACAAGAAAAUCACGGACCCCAAUCAGUGCGUGGUCUGCGAUCGGGUGCUUUCGUGCAAGAGCGCGCUCCAAAUGCAUUAUCGCACCCACACGGGCGAGCGGCCCUUCAAGUGUCGCAUCUGCGGACGCGCCUUCACCACGAAGGGCAAUCUGAAGACCCACAUGGCUGUGCACAAGAUUCGGCCACCCAUGCGCAACUUCCACCAGUGUCCCGUCUGCCACAAGAAGUACUCGAAUGCGCUUGUCCUGCAGCAGCACAUACGUCUGCACACGGGCGAGCCGACGGACCUGACUCCCGAGCAGAUUCAGGCGGCUGAGAUCCGUGAUCCGCCGCCUUCAAUGAUGCCCGGACACUUUAUGAAUCCCUUCGCGGCGGCGGCCUUUCACUUUGGAGCUAUGCCAGGCGGCGGCCCCGGCGGUCCACCUGGCGGUGCCGGCAUGCCCGGUGGCCCACACAAUGGCGCCUUAGGCUCGGAGUCGUCGCAAGGCGAUCUCGACGACAACAUGGACUGCGGCGAUGGGGAUGACUUCGAUGAUGCCUCCUCGGAACACUUAUCCAACAGCAAUGACCCCACAGCCGAUGAGCGUCCGCGCUCUGGCGAUGACUUCAAGUCGCUGCUGUUCGAGCAGAAGCUGCGCAUUGACCCCACUGGAGUCGUGAACAUAAACAGCCAUCAGCGACCACAUUCAGCCGCCAGCAAUGCCAACUCUAUCGGCUCCGCAUCGGCCUCUCCCUCGGCGCCCACCAGCCCGAGCUCGCAGCCCAAGCCCAGCUGCUCACCUGUCCGGUCCAUCUCGGAGACUUCCCAGGGUGCACUAGAUCUGACGCCACGGGCUGUUCCUCCUCCGGUCGCCUCUUCUAGCUCGCGUUCACCCCUUCCGCCGCCCGUGGAGCGCAAGGAGAAGACAAUUAGCCCGCUUAGUCAGCAGCCUCCGGUGCGUAGCCCGAAUGGCCCCGCAUCGCUGCUCUCCUCGCAGCUGCCGCCGUCCGUAGGCAUUGAUUGCCUGCCGCCUGGCCUGCAGCAUCAUCUGCAGCAGCAGCAUCAGCAUCUCAUGCAGCAGCAAGCUGCUGUAGCCGCCGCAGCAGCCGCCCAGCAUCACCAUCAUCAGAUGCAGCAGCAUGCGGUUGCUCUGCACCAACACCAGGAGCAUCUACGCCGCGAGGCGCAGGAGGUGCAGCAGAAAGCUGCUGCAGCAGCUGCCGCAGCAGCAGCCGCGGCCCAGCGUCAGGCCUCGCCGCAGCCCGCACCGCGCUCCGGCGAAUCGUCAGUCAGCGGUCCACCUGCCCCACCGAAUCCGCUGAUAACGGCGCGGCCACCCUUCGGCAUGUUUCCCAAUCUACCAAUAUUCCCGCCUGCCACCACACAAAACAUGUGCAACGCCAUGAACCAAAUCGCGCAAUCCGUAAUGCCAGCCGCACCCUUCAACCCACUGGCGCUCAGUGGAGUGCGCGGCAGCACCACGUGCGGCAUCUGCUACAAGACAUUCCCCUGUCACUCGGCGCUUGAGAUCCACUACAGGAGCCACACCAAAGAGCGGCCCUUCAAGUGCAACAUCUGCGAUCGCGGCUUCACAACUAAGGGUAACCUCAAGCAGCAUAUGCUGACACACAAGAUUCGCGACAUGGAGCAGGAGACCUUCAGAAAUCGUGCAGUAAAAUGAACGAAUGGAGCGAUGAUCGUGAAUAAGUUAAAUAAUUAUCGAUAGAUUGAUCAACAGUAAUCCAAAUAACAGCCUCUGGCCGUGAAAAUAGACUCUCGCAACAAUAUGAUCUCAUGCUGUGUUGUGAAGUGCGAGUUAAUGCAAAGUGUGGACACGCAACGUUGACGGCGACUACUGACUGCGAGCGGAGAGGAGGUGGAGCGUCCUCACAAGGUAGUCCACAGAGAGUCCAUACAAAAGAAGAAGCAGAAGAAGCA
Drosophila hydei is the source of this 5162-nucleotide messenger RNA. RefSeq names its product homeotic protein spalt-major. The transcript has 4 exons. Bases 544 to 4905 code for a protein of 1453 amino acids. Gene Ontology annotation, biological process: regulation of transcription by RNA polymerase II. The record is from RefSeq and is a predicted model, not a curated record. Gene Ontology annotation, molecular function: DNA-binding transcription factor activity, RNA polymerase II-specific; RNA polymerase II cis-regulatory region sequence-specific DNA binding. NCBI's taxonomy places the organism in Eukaryota, Metazoa, Arthropoda, Insecta, Diptera, Drosophilidae. Gene Ontology annotation, cellular component: nucleus.